UUCCCUCGCCUCUCCCCCUCACUCCUCUGGUCCUCUUCCCUUUCCCGCUUUAACCGACGCGGGGGCCCAGACAGAGGACGGCUCGGACCCGGAGCAGGUUAAGUUGCAAGUUGAUGCUUUUUAAGGGGGGACUUUGGAGAAAUCGCUUGUUGCAGAGCAGACAGAAAGGCUGUGGUUCAAUGCAAGGGAAUAAAGAAUUCAGAAUGACUGUGGUAAAUGGCUUCCGAUAUGCAAAACAGUAACAUGCUGAACAUUUGCCCUGCUUUGAAGAAACAAACCUCCCAUCUGUCUACUCUGUAACAACACAACCAGCACAAUGAAUUCAACAUCCUUUUCCCAGGUUGAAAAUCACUCCGUUCACUAUAACUGGUCAGAGACGAUUUCCCCAUUUUUGGCUUUUGAAAAUGAUGAUUGUCACCUGCCCUUGGCUGUGAUAUUUACCUUGGCUCUUGCUUACGGAGCUGUGAUUAUUCUUGGGGUCUCUGGAAACCUGGCCUUGAUCAUAAUCAUCUUGAAACAGAAGGAGAUGAGAAACGUUACCAACAUCCUGAUUGUGAACCUUUCCUUCUCAGACUUGCUGGUUGCCAUUAUGUGUCUCCCUUUCACAUUUGUCUACACGCUCAUGGACCACUGGGUCUUUGGGGAGACGAUGUGCAAACUGAAUCCUUUUGUGCAAUGUGUUUCAAUCACUGUGUCCAUUUUCUCUCUGGUUCUCAUCGCCGUGGAGCGACAUCAGCUGAUCAUCAACCCGCGAGGAUGGAGACCCAAUAACAGACAUGCGUACAUAGGUAUAGCUGUGAUCUGGGUGUUGGCAGUGGCUUCUUCUCUGCCCUUUCUGAUCUAUCAAGUACUGACUGAUGAGCCCUUCCAAAACGUGACCCUAGACGCAUUCAAAGGCAAGUACGUGUGCUUCGAUAAAUUUCCUUCGGACUCUCAUCGGUUGUCGUACACAACCCUUCUUUUGGUGCUGCAGUAUUUUGGCCCACUCUGCUUUAUCUUUAUAUGCUACUUCAAGAUAUACAUUCGCUUAAAAAAGAGGAAUAAUAUGAUGGACAAGAUGAGGGACAACAAGUACAGGUCUAGUGAAAGCAAAAGAAUCAACGUCAUGCUGCUGUCCAUUGUGGUGGCCUUUGCGGUGUGCUGGCUGCCUCUCACCAUCUUCAACACCGUGUUCGACUGGAACCAUCAGAUCAUUGCUACAUGCAACCACAACCUGCUCUUCCUGCUCUGCCACCUCACGGCCAUGAUAUCCACCUGUGUCAACCCCAUCUUCUAUGGGUUCCUGAACAAAAACUUCCAGAGAGACUUGCAGUUCUUCUUUAACUUUUGUGAUUUCCGGUCUCGGGAUGAUGACUACGAGACCAUAGCUAUGUCCACCAUGCAUACAGAUGUUUCCAAGACUUCUUUGAAGCAAGCCAGCCCGGUGGCAUUUAAAAAAAUCAGCAGCGAUGAUAAUGAGAAAAUCUGAAACUGCUUGGGGCACAUGGCCCCAGAGGACACCUUAUUUUUAAGAGCAAGCACAACCUGCCACGUGGCUGUUAUAACCUGUUCUCCCUUGGAACCGCAUGGAAAGCAUUGGUACAAAGACUAGGAUUUUCUUGACUUGCAUUUUGUUGCGUUUGUUAUGGUUGUCAUAGUUACAUUUGUAUACAAAGAUGUAUGGGCUUUGUAAUCUUCUGGUACUAAGGAUGGUCAGACUUUCCUGAAGUGCUUUUAUUGUGAUAUUAUGUAUUAUGUAAUGUAAGGAUUUUUGUAUUGUAUUUAUCAGAAUGAAGUUUCUUUGAGGUGUUACUAUGAGCUGAUUUAGGAGGAGGAGUUUCCUGAUAUUCUCAUGAUACUAGGCCAUCCUGAUUACAUUAGAUGCUCAAUACACUGGAGCAUCUUCAGGUAAUGGCAGACAUCACUUUAGUCUGUGAUAGGGUUGAGGGAUGUAAAAGCUACCCUUCAGAUAUAGAGCUAAAAGAGGGUCUGAUAUCAUUGGAGAAUGAUUUGCUUUUGUUAAAUUUUUUUAAAGAGAGAACUUAAUUUUCUCUUCCUAAUUGAGAAUCAUUUAAGAUAAAAAUGCAUAAAGAAUGCUUUUCAGCUGUGCCUAUCACAGGGAAUUAGGCCACCCACAAGAAGUAAGUGGAAAAGCAGUUUCCUAAUUUCAAAAUCAUUCUGGUACCUGACAACCAAAGCAUUUUCAAGUAAUUAGUUUAAUAAGUAAAUUAGUUUUGCUGCAAAUAGUUAAAUUAUAUUCAUUUGGAUUGAUAGUCAAGAGGUUUUUUUUUAAUCCUUUAUAAAUUGUUCAGUGUUCGUCAAGCUUUCUGGUAAAAAUAUAUAUAAUUCAAAAGGCAUCUCCAGCUUACAAUAUAUAGAAACACAAAAUGUAUUUUCUAUAGAGCAGUGCCUAUGUAAUAACUUAUUUUUUACUUUCAUUGUUACCUUUCAAAGCAAAGGAAAUCAAGAGACAAUGUUUAAAAAGUGUUCACUCCAGCCAGGAGGACUAAAUACCUGUGAACUUCAUAUAGUCUGUGUUAAGUUGUAUAAACUGUGUGACUUGUGGAGUCUUACGACACGUACACUAUGUGAGGAGUACUUAUGUCAUAUUAAUAUCCUUAAUUUCACGUACUUUGUCAUGAAUCAUCUGGAGAAAAGACACUUGGAAGAACUAAGGCAAAUCUUCAGUGUAUCAUACAGCGUAUUAAAAAGGUGUUUGAUUUUAGAAGGGCAAACAUCUUCACUAUUAAAAUUGGUUUUGCUUUUUC
Dipodomys ordii (Ord's kangaroo rat) is the source of this 2747-nucleotide messenger RNA. RefSeq names its product neuropeptide Y receptor Y1 (gene Npy1r). Gene Ontology annotation, molecular function: neuropeptide Y receptor activity; neuropeptide binding. Gene Ontology annotation, cellular component: plasma membrane; neuron projection. Lineage: Eukaryota; Metazoa; Chordata; Mammalia; Rodentia; Heteromyidae. The record is from RefSeq and is a predicted model, not a curated record. Bases 317 to 1468 code for a protein of 383 amino acids. Gene Ontology annotation, biological process: G protein-coupled receptor signaling pathway. The transcript is spliced from 3 exons.